This is a messenger RNA of Oncorhynchus mykiss (rainbow trout), 1501 nucleotides long. RefSeq names its product dynein light chain Tctex-type 4 (gene dynlt4). Gene Ontology annotation, biological process: microtubule-based movement. Gene Ontology annotation, molecular function: dynein intermediate chain binding. Gene Ontology annotation, cellular component: cytoplasmic dynein complex; cytoplasm. The record is from RefSeq and is a predicted model, not a curated record. Lineage: Eukaryota; Metazoa; Chordata; Actinopteri; Salmoniformes; Salmonidae.
CUCCUGUUGGUGGGUUGGCCAGUGUUCGCCUGAUAACUUUCCUUAGCAUGCAGAGGAGCGAGUGUCUGAGUCACAAAGCUUUUGCGGGAGAGUUGAUCAUCAUACAGUAGUCUCUCCGGCGAUUUUAAAAGGUUUGGCUCGAAAUGACGACCCAGCAGCCCCCUCUCUCCCAGGAGAUUCUGGCUCAGUGUAACCAGCAGGCCAUGGAACCAUGGGGCUCCCGGAAGCUUCACCAGAGCCGCCAAGGCUCCAUUUCCACCCUCCGCAGCUCCCUGUCUAGAGACCAACAGCAGCAGCAGCAUCCUCGGUACCCUCUAUUACUCCCAAGGGGCUUCCUCCCUAUCGAGUCCUCAUCCAGGAGGCCCAAUAUCAGCAACCCAAACUCCCCUUUCAUACGCCGGGACUUGGUCGCCCUAACCAAGCGUUUUUCUUUUGGCGGUUGGCUUCAGGGCAGUCGGGCCAGUUUCUCUGGUUUGCCCCUCCAUCAGCCUGUCCAGCUAGAGAACACCUAUAAGACUGAACCAGAGAAGGGAUGUCUUUUUAAAGCCAGUAAGGUCCAGAAGCUUGUGCAAGCCAUGCUGGAUAGUUAUCUGGAUGGGGCCAGCUAUAACGCAGCCUCAGGCAGCCAUCUUAGCCAGAUUCUGUCAGACAUGGUGAAGAGCAAAGUGAAAGAGAUGAUUCCUCCGCGGUACAAGCUGGUGUGUCAGGUGGUGGUGGGGCAGAACAGGAACCAGGGUCUACGAGUGGCCAGUCGCUGUCUUUGGGACUCGCAACAUGAUGACUUUGCAGUUGCCAUGUUCCAAAACCAUUCUCUUUUCACGUUGGUCAUAGUCCAUGGAGUUUAUUGUGAGUGAGUCAUACGCACUGGCAACAACUAUACUGAACAAAAAUAUAAAUGCAACAUGUAAAGUGAUGGUCCCAUGAUUCAUGAGCUGAAACAAAAGCUCCCAGAAAUGGUCCAUAGGCACAAAAAGUUUAUUUCUCUCAAAUUUUGUGCACAAAUUUGUUGACAUCCUUGUGAGCAUUUGCCAAGUUAAUACAUCCACCUGAUAGGUGUGGCAUAUCAAGAAUCAGAUAAAAAGCAUGAUUCUUACUCAGGUGAACCUUGUGCUGGGGACAAAAAAAAGCCACUAAAAUUUUCUCACGUCUCAAGUUGAGGGAGAGCGCAAUUGGCAAGCUGACUACAAGAAUGUCCACCAGAACUGUUGCCAGAGAAUUUAAUGUUUAUUUCACAAGCCUCCAGAAACAUUUUAAAGAAACUGUCAGAAAUUGUCUCAGGAAAGCUCACCUACGUGUUCGGUGUAGUAACCGACUACAGUGGGCAAAUGCUGACCUUCGAUGGCCACUAGCACACUGGGGAAGGGUGCUCUUCACCGAUGAAUCCUGGUUUCAACUGUACCGGGCAAAAGGCAGUGUGUAUGUGUGAGCGAGCAGUUUGCCGAUGUCAACAUUGUGAACAGAGUGUACCAUGGUGGCGGUGGGGUUAUGUUAUGGGCAGGCA